Penicillium riverlandense is the source of this 2301-nucleotide messenger RNA. Its product is annotated as Rab GTPase-binding exocyst subunit SEC15. The record is from RefSeq and is a predicted model, not a curated record. Gene Ontology annotation, cellular component: membrane; exocyst. The coding region runs from base 1 to 2301 and encodes 766 amino acids. Gene Ontology annotation, biological process: exocytosis; intracellular protein transport; Golgi to plasma membrane transport. The transcript has 9 exons. NCBI's taxonomy places the organism in Eukaryota, Fungi, Ascomycota, Eurotiomycetes, Eurotiales, Aspergillaceae.
AUGCCUUCUGUGGCUCCUGCUCGCAAUGAGCCUCAUGUCUUGAACCAGAUCAUCAUCUCGCCAUCCGAUACAGACUAUCUAGACCAGCUAAUUCCAUCCAUCCGAGAGUACAGCAUUGGAAACCGUACACCACAGCUGCUACAGGCGCUAUCCCGCUUCGCGAGUGACAAGGAGGCUGAGAUCGAGAGCAUCUGCAACACCAACCAUCAGGAGUUCGUCUCGUCGGUCAACUCCCUCCUGCGGAUUCGCGAAGGCACCGUCAGCCUGACGGCAGAGAUCCUGGACCUCAACCAGUCCAUCCAGACGAGCACUGAGCGACUCGCCGAACAGAAGAAGGCUCUCGUGGAGUCGCGCGGUCAUCGGCAGAACAUUGACGAGACAUCCCGAGCCAUCCAAGAUUGUCUGGAGGUGCUGCGCCUUGCCAAUCAAGUGCAUGAUUUGCUCGCGAGGAAGAACCACUAUGCCGCCCUUCGUGCAUUGGAGGAGCUGCAGAACGUGCACCUGAAAGGGGUGACGCAGUAUAAGAUCGCGGUCAUGAUCCAGAGUUCGGUACCGGCCAUGCAACGAGCCAUCGCGGAAGCGGUCAUGUCGGAUUUGAAUACCUGGCUCUACAGGAUUCGGGAAAUGUCCCAGUAUCUGGGAGAGAUUGCACUUUAUCACACCAACCAGCGGAAAACAAGGCACAAACAACGAGCGGAGAAAAUGCCAUACUUGGAGCACUUCAAGCUUAAUUCUCCCAUUGAACUCGUGUCGGACGAAGACGAGGAAUACGACCUGUUGCACAAUGAUGUGCUCCAGGUUCCCUUUAACCCGCUAUUUGAGUGUUUGCAUAUCCACCAGUCCCUAGGGCAGAUGGACAAAUUUCGCAUCGAGUACGCCAAUACUCGGCGGCGCCAAAAAGAUCUACUAGUUCCUUCCACGAUCACCCUGAUCGACGAAGACGGCGCGGGUCUACACAAUCUCCUCGAAGAAAUGGCUGGGUUUGCCAUUGUGGAGCGGGCGACAAUGAAAAGAGUGCCGGACCUGAGAUCGUCCGUCGAUAUUGACGAACUCUGGGACUCGAUGUGCCAAAACGCCAUCGCUUUGAUUUCCAAGGCGCUCCAUGAGGUCGACAAUGCAGAAAACAUUUUGAAGAUCAAAAACUUGAUUGCGUUAUUCAUGCAAACGAUGGAUACCUGGAACUACCCCGUGAGGGCCUUUGAUGAAUUCCUACUCACUCUCUUCGAGAAAUACUCGGAGCUGCUGAAGAAGCGGUUCAGCGAUGACUUCCAGGAGAUCGUAUCGACCGACGACUACAUGCCCAUGCCGAUACAAACUCCGGAGGAGUUUGACAAGGUGCUCAACGUCAGCUGGUACAGUCCUGAAAAGCCACGCGACGAGCAUCAGUUCCCAUGUGUUUUGCCAUUCUCGCAGAUGUACCCCCUGUGCUGCAUCGACAUCCGGAAUUUCCUGAACCAGUUCUACUUUUUCGCCAAUGACGAGUUUUCGCAUCCGAAUGUCAUCGAUGAGACCUUGAAAGAGGCCUUGGACGAUCUCCUUUCGCGGAAGGUCUGUGAUACCCUGGUGGACCGACUUUCCUCGCAGUAUCUAGGCCAGAUCGUUCAGAUCCUCAUUAAUCUGGAGCACUUUGAGCUAGCUUGUCGUGAACUCGAGCUGCUGCUGGCAGCAGCGCGUUCACAAAAUUCAACCGGCACUUCAAUAUCUCUGAGAGCAACAGAGAAAUUCCGGAAUAACAAGAAAACUGCCGAGAAGCGUAUCUUUGAGGUAGUCAACUCCAAGAUUGACGACCUCAUUGAGACCGCAGAAUAUGAAUGGAUGUCUCCCAGGCCUCCAACGGAACCUAGCAAUUACAUGCAAACCUUGACUCGGUUCCUGUCUAAUAUCAUGAACUCCACAUUGCUUGGUCUGCCCACAGAGAUCAAAGAGCUCAUCUACUUUGAUGCGCUCAGCCAUGCGGCUAAUAUGAUUCUGCUGCAACCACUUUCCCCAGAUGUAAAGAAGAUCAACCCCAACGGCGUAGCCGCGUUAGCCAAGGAUUUUGAGCAUCUUGCUCAAUUCGUGGACAGCCUUGGGGUGCCUAUCCUGCGCGAAAACCUUGACGAGUUGCAGCAGACGGUGCAACUGAUGCAAGCGGAGAAUGCAGAUGAGUUUUACGAUAUCUCGACGCGAAACAAGAAAUACGGACGAGUCGAUGCCAUGCAAGGGCCUCUUUUGUUGGAAAAGCUUACCCGGACAGUCCAAGCCCCAUCCAAGGCGGACAAGUUUGCCACCAUAUCUUCCCGGUUCGGAAAGAAGACGUGA